Molecule: messenger RNA, 2280 nt
Organism: Paramuricea clavata
Lineage: Eukaryota; Metazoa; Cnidaria; Anthozoa; Malacalcyonacea; Plexauridae
Source: the annotation of a GenBank genome assembly
CGUCCACUCGUCCAGAAGCAACAUAAAAUGGAAAGAAAAGAGAAAAGUGGCCAUGAAAAACGCAUCAGGAAAUCGUUGAAAGAAGCUGCUUCAGCUACCGGGCAGAAAUCUUUGCUAACAUUUUUGGAAAAAAAUUCUAAUGUAAAUGCAACAGAAAAGCGGGUACAACAGCCCUUGUUAUCAGGAAGAGAAAGUAAUAUUAUAGCUAGAGGUGAUGGGAAUUAUCUAACAGUUGUUAGUCAAAGCCCACAGGCUCUUUCAAUAGAAACUCAAACAAGUUGCUGGUAUAAAGGCAAAAAACUAGAUAUUAACUGGCUGGUGUCAUGUGCCGAAGACUGCUUAGAGUUGGCAAAAGAGGUCAAAGACAAUUGGCAAAGACCAGUGAUUAAAUGUUUAUUGUGCAGCAAGAAUGAGAUGGAAGUGAGAAAGUUCGCCAACAAUGGAAAAAUACCUCUCGCAUGUGGAGUUCGUGUUGAUGGGAAGGACAGAUUAAGUAACGUAGUAGAUCAUUUAUUUUCACCCGCACACAAAGAGUCUUUGCGUUUAAAGCAACUUGAUGAAUCAUGGAAUAAUUCGUCUGAUAGUCAUCGAAGGAUAAAAGUGAUGAAAAAAUGCAAAGCUGAAACAUUGGAAAUUCUUUUACGCCUGGCAGUUGAUGCGUACAAUGAUUGUAGAACCAAACGCUCAGUGCUAUUGCCAUCAAGGUCUUUGGCAGUUGAACACAGCAACCAUUUAGUGCGUGUGUCCCAAAACGAAGGAUGGGAUGCAGAGUUUGUUUCCUUCGACCGGCCUGGCUCGUUGUAUCAUUACCAAGAUUCUGUAUCUUAUGCAGAAAUGAGAGAUAUAAUUGGUCAGCAUGAAAUGGAGAAAACAGCAAAAUUCUUGAGAGAUUGUCUUUGUUAUUCUGUACAAAUUGACGGCAGUUCUGAUCGCCAGUAAGUUUACUCUAAGUUCAUAACAGCAAGGUAUAUGUCUCCAGAAGAGGUAAGUGUCAAUACUCUUUUUCUUGGGAUCUCAGUGGUGUUAAGGUUGAGACAACAAAGCUGGUAGGUGUAACAACUGAUGGGGAGAAUGCCAAAACGUUAAAGCAUGGUGGUUUGUGGAAAUUGUUAAGAGAACAUACUUGAAGAGAUAUUGUGACUACAUGGCGUGUUUUCCAUCGGCGCCAGGCCUCAGAAUUUUUUUUUUUGGGGGGGGGGAAUUUGAGGAUCAAACUCAUAUUUUUGGGGGAGGAGCGAGAUAGAAUUUUUAGAAAGGUCGCCCCCCCCCCAGGAGAUUCGCCCCCUCUGAAAAAGGGGGCGAAUACCCUAGAAAUAUUUUAUUUGUAAGCAGUUAACCCAGUAUGUACAACUUUUUGACAUUUCCAAAACACUUUGACGUGAGAUUUGCUGAACUCACGUUAAACAUUUUAAAGGCUGUGCUGAAUAAUCUUGAAGCUGCCAGAAACCUAUGAUCGAAAUGGCCAAUGGGACUAUUGAAUAAGACAAAACAGUAAAAUUAAAAAGCAACAGCCCAAGGUUUUCUAAGAAAAUAGAAGAAAGGCACACAGCAGGUAAUUAAAUGUAGUUUGUCAUAAUUAUUGAAGUAUGAUACAUGGUUUAGUACAAUCACCAAAAUAGUCCAAUAUAUUUACAGGUGUGGCUGAGUACUGUCAUGUUUGAUAUUUGAAACAUAUUCAAGAAUCUGCAAAAAGUCUUUCAAAAGUCCAACUUAAUAUUGUUCGAUGUUAUAUCUGCCAGAGAUUCUGCAAUUGUUAACCUCAGCGGCUUGAAAGAGAUGCCUCUACCUGGUGGAAAAGAAGAGAAGUAACGGGAAGAGCUUGAACAUUGUAGUGCUGAAACUGAUGAAAGUUGUGGACGGAGCCAGGGGUCCAAUGCAAGAAAUAAAUAUGCAACCACGACAAGCAAACAAGAGAGCGCUGUGCGACUUGAAGUUGUUCAGCCUGCCAUCAACUUCCUUGACCAAAGGAUGAACAUUGAAGAAGACGACACUAUUCACAACUUGAAAGAGAUCCUUGAUGCAAAGUCACCCACGGAGUUAAUUAUUGCAAGUAGAGGUCUGGUCAGUCAAAUAUUCAGACCUGAUGAUUUUGGACAAUUUGUUGAAAAUGUCUGCCAAUCAUGGACAAAAAUUAGCAAUAUAAAUUAUGUUGUUGACAUUCAAGAUGUUGGCACAUCGUGUGCUUUACGUUUGAGAAAAAUGACGCAGGCUAGCUGUGGACUUCUCAAAAAGUUUCGUGCAGCGUUAUUAACGUUGACACCAUACAGCAUGGCAAACUGA